UAUCAAUCAUCGAUCAAUUACUAACCCCGCAACAACCACCAAACUUUCCACCCGACCUGCACAAGGUCACGCAAGAACCAAAACCACACACACUCACACAUACAUAGGGUGUUCAAAACCCCCCUCUCCCUCUCUCCAGACAUAAUUCAAUUCAAUUACAAUUCUUAUCAUGGCCGGGCGCAAACCCGCCUCGAUAUCGCAUCUCGCCGAUCUCACCCCUCCAUCGACGGAACGAUGCUGGUUAACCUCACCUCACCCCACGCAACCCAUCGUCGCGACAUGCAGCUCCGACAAGACGGUGCGAGUAUACUCGCUAACAAAUUUCCAUCUCCUCUCUACGAUAUCAGGCGGCCAUAAGCGCAGCGUCCGCAGCUGUGCGUGGAAACCGCUCGUGAAGGGCGAGAGUGUUCUCGCGACAGGUAGCUUUGACGCAACAGUGGGGAUUUGGAGACGGUGGGAUAAUUAUGGUCGGAAUGCGGAUGGGGUGGAGGAAGAGCAGGAAGAGGAGGGUUGGAGGUUCAGCGCCCCUGGGGCAAAUGGAUCGGGAAGCGAUAACGAAGACGAAGAUGAAGAGUGGCGCUUUGCGGUCCUGUUAGAUGGACAUGAUAGCGAAGUCAAGUCCGUAUCGUGGUCGCCUUCGGGGACGCUCCUGGCUACAUGCUCGCGGGAUAAAUCGAUAUGGAUCUGGGAGGAUCUGGACGAUGGGGAUAAUAACUUCGAGACAGUGGCGGUCAUGCAGGAGCAUUCGGGGGAUGUGAAGUGCGUUUCGUGGCAUCCGGUCGAGGAAUGUCUUGCUAGUGCGAGUUAUGAUGAUACGAUCAGAUUGUGGAGGGAGGAUAUUGAUGAUUGGGGCCAGGUGGCGUGUUUGAGAGGUCAUGGUGGUACGGUUUGGUAUAUUGAUUGGGAAGGAGUUGAGAAUGGACCAUCUGCAACGAACACAUCAGGAGAAGAAGAAGGAGAAUAUGAAUCGAAACUCCGCAGAUGGAAAGAACACCAUGCACUAUCUGGACCACGGCUCGUCUCCUGCUCUGAUGAUCGCACAGUCCGUAUCUGGCGCAGACAGCCGAAAGAGCAGCGUUCAGCCGGCUCCGAAAUCCCUAGCAUCAUUCGCCCAACUGGCCUCGACGAGACAUGGUAUGAAGAGAGCGUACUCCCGAAAGCGCACGAGCUAUCGAUCUACACCGUCGCAUGGAGCAAGCGGAGUGGUCUCGUCGCAUCCACCGGCGCGGACGGUAGGAUUGUUGUAUACGAGGAACGAUUCGUUCCUGCGGACAGCACAACCACUGUUCCUACUACUACUGCUUCCUCUGAAGACACACAACCAAUGGAAAUCGAAAGUGAAACCCCCCAGAAUACAUCUUCUAUCGACCCCACUCUCCGAACAGAGUGGACCGUCCUCGCCACGAUCGAGGCCGCACAUGGUAUCUACGAAGUCAACCAUAUCUGCUGGGCAAAGCGUCCGCGCCGUCAACAGGGCGAGGAGGUGCUCAAUACUUCUUCUUCCUCUGCUGCUGCGGAAGAGGAGAUUCUGAUCACAACGGCAGAUGAUGGAAGUGUCAAAGUGUGGGUUGUUCAGAGGUAGAGCUCUAUAUCAUGUAUCAUUAAUUUGGAACAAGAAAAAAGUGCAUGCAUUUUAUAUUAUAUAUCUUCCGUCUUUUCUCUUUUACGUCAUGUGGAUGGCUCUUCUGGUAUCGUCAUGUUAUCUACAUAUAUUGCAUAUAGAGGGAAAGGAGAGGAAUUGAGGGAGGGGGAAAUAUAUAUCAUAUUUUGAUUUAGAUAUUGAUUGACUCAGUGACGGGAUUAUGAUCGCAAA
Paecilomyces variotii is the source of this 1813-nucleotide messenger RNA. RefSeq names its product putative cytosolic iron-sulfur protein assembly protein 1. NCBI's taxonomy places the organism in Eukaryota, Fungi, Ascomycota, Eurotiomycetes, Eurotiales, Thermoascaceae. Gene Ontology annotation, biological process: iron-sulfur cluster assembly. Gene Ontology annotation, cellular component: cytosolic [4Fe-4S] assembly targeting complex. The record is from RefSeq and is a predicted model, not a curated record. The coding region runs from base 170 to 1582 and encodes 470 amino acids. Gene Ontology annotation, molecular function: protein binding. The transcript has a single exon.